CCAAUACACCCCGAGCACCUGUCUCUCCCACACUUCCUUACGACUCCUCCACGACCCACGUUUUUUCUCCCUCAACGACCUGCACCCUUCACAAUGGCCGCUGGAGCUGCUUUCCCUGGGCUCUUCUUCUGCUUCGCAGCGAUGGUGUUGCUCAUCUUCGUAUCCGUCUCAGUACCAACAUGGAGCCCUAUAUAUUUCCUCCAGGCGUCCCGAGGCGCACAGACUUUGCGCUUUGGUGUCUUUGGAUACACAGGAACAGGUCGCUCGAUAGGCUACAACUUUGAUCCCACCAUCCUCGGUUUUAACAAUACCCGCCUGAACGAUGCGACCAUCCAUAACUUGACCAAGAUUCUCAUACUGCAUCCGAUCGCUGCAGGCCUUUCUGGGCUCGCAGUCAUAUUCGGGCUCUGUGGUGCAGGCUAUCAUCGCGCCGGCACAGUCUUCAUGGCUCUCGUCUCGACUCUCGCGACAAUCGCUACGAUCCUCGCAUGGGUCGUCGACAUGGUCCUCUUCGGUAUCGCGCGCACUCAGUUCCGUGAUCAGGGAUGGGCAGCCCAGUAUGGCAACGCUACCUGGAUGACGCUUGCUGCUGCUGUUGCGCUGCUGAUUGGGUUCUGCACGUCAGCAUGUGGCGUCUUUGGCCACUACAGGCGUCACAGGACUGCCUACUAGGCAAGGAAGUGAACAAGCUAAACCAUAUAUCAUGAUACUGGAGAGUGGAUGGUAGUGUUCUCCCAGCACAGCGGUUAUACCGAUCUCAUAUUGGACAAUACAGUUUGAACCGUUGCUAUGAUCUACGAUGGACUUCAUUUAUCUCUUCCUCUGUGUCUAUAAUUUACUGUAUUAUAUCUUAACCUUUUUGACGAAGGAUUCUUAUACCCGUAAUUCGAUCCAUCCUACCCUUUUCACAAUUCUGCUCUUCAUGUAUUGCUUCGAUUUCUUGACAAAAAGGCGCUCCGUAGAAUGAAAAGGCCAUUCUCGAUCAUUCUUC
Molecule: messenger RNA, 991 nt
Organism: Heterobasidion irregulare TC 32-1
Lineage: Eukaryota; Fungi; Basidiomycota; Agaricomycetes; Russulales; Bondarzewiaceae
Exons: 4
Coding region: 94-672 (192 amino acids)
Cellular component (GO): growing cell tip; cell division site; plasma membrane
Source: RefSeq, a predicted model, not a curated record